AUGUCAAUGAAAUUCAACAUUGAGAAAUUUGAUAGACAAGUAAAUUUAAGCUUAUGGCAAUUGAAGAUAAAAGCCACCUUGGUUCAAAGUGGUUGUCACAAGGCUCUUAAAGGUGCAUCCAAAAAGCCUUCGGGUAUGACGGAUGAUCAGUGGGAGGAGAUCGAUUUGAAGGCAUUCUCGAUAAUUCAUUUGUGGUUGAAGUUAGAGUCACUUAAUUAUAUGACAAAGAGCGUGACCAACCGUCUACUACUCAUAUCUAGACUUCAUGAUCUCAGUCUAGAAGAAGGUAAACCGCUUGAGACUUAUCUAGAUAAAUUCUUCUCUAUUAUUACGGAUUGGCAAAACAUCGAUGUUGAGAUCCAUGAUGAGGAUGUGGCUAUUAGGUUGUUGUGUUCUAUACUGCCUUCGUAUAAGCAUUUUCGAGAUACUUUAUUGUGUAGUAGAGAUGAUAUGAGUUUGCAGGAAGUUAAGGAUGUCUUAACUCAUAGACAUUUGAUUGACAAUAAGUUGAUUAAUAAAUCUAAUAAUUCUGCUCAAACUAAUGCUUUGGUUGCUCGCUCAUGGUGGAAAGAAUUCUGGCAAGAAUAA
Molecule: messenger RNA, 588 nt
Organism: Beta vulgaris subsp. vulgaris (sugar beet)
Lineage: Eukaryota; Viridiplantae; Streptophyta; Magnoliopsida; Caryophyllales; Amaranthaceae
Exons: 1
Coding region: 1-588 (195 amino acids)
Source: RefSeq, a predicted model, not a curated record